AUGGGCGAAAUUUCCAGAGCUCUCAAGGUCUUCUUCAUGCCUCACAUGGCACAAGGCCACAUGAUCCCUCUCUGCCAAUUCGCGAGGCUCUUCGCUGCACGUGACCAUCACCACCACCCCCUCAGAUUUCCGUCCGACGAAGUCGGCCUUCCGGUCGGCAUCGAGAACUUCUUCAAUGUCACAGAUGCUGCGACUGCUUGGAGACUUAACCAGGCUGUAGGUUUGCUCAGAAAUCAACUGGAGCCUUUCAUUGAACAAAACCCACCCGAUUGCAUCGUUUCGGAUUUUAUGUACCCGUGGACAGCCGCGAUAGCGACCCGUUUGGGGAUUCCCAGGAUUGUGUUCAACACAUUUUGUCUUUUUGUUGUGUGCAUGAUCAAUGCAUGCAAGGGACAAUUACAGUCAAAGCCGGAAUUAUUAUCCCAUGAGCAUGAUGAUGAUUCGAGUUGUCCAUUUGUGGUUUCGGGUCUUCCUGACCCAAUCACCCUCACCAAUCGGCCGCCUAAGUGGGUGUUUGAAAUGUUAGAAACCUUGAUAGAGACUGAUCAGAAGAACAGCUAUGGGCUCACUGUGAACAACUUUAACGAUCUGGACGGUCAAGAUUACAUCGACUAUUACAAGAAAAGCACCGAUCUUAAGGUUUGGCACAUUGGUCCUGCUUCUCUCAUGUUAAGAAACAUACUACCAAAAGAAGAUCUUCAUCCACAAACAAAAAAGGGGCAUGAACAUAUAAGGACAUGGCUCGACUCCAAGGAAUCUAAUUCUGUCGUUUACGUAAGCUUUGGCAUGCACAGGGAAUCCAAACAGAACAACAAAUGUGGUGAGGAAGAAGAAAAGAAAACGUGGUUGCCAAAAGGGUUUGAAGAGAGGCUGAAGAAGGAGAACAGAGGGCUCAUCCUGAUGAAAUGGGCCCCACAGGAGUUGAUACUGAAUCAUCCGGCCACCGGUGGGUUUCUGACGCAUUGCGGGUGGACGUCAGUGACGGAGGCAGUGAGCGCCGGGGUACCCAUGAUGACGUGGCCGGUCUUCAUCGAGCAGCCUUGCAACGAGAAGUUGAUAACGCAGGUACACGGGUUUGGAGUGGAGGUGGGCGCAGAAGAGUGGAAGCCCAGCCCCUAUGAGAGAAUGGAGAAGUUAGUAAGUAGGGUAAAGAUAGAGAAAGCCGUGAGGAGGCUAAAGGCCGGCGGAGAUGAAGCUGAGAGGGUUAGAGAGAAAGCGAGAGAGAUGAGAGAGAAAACUCGAAAAGCUGUGGGAGAAGACGGGUCGUCACAGAGGAAUUUAACAGCCUUGAUUGAAGAUCUUAAGCUCAUCGCAAUGAAUCGGGCCGCUUCAAAACGCCAGACACGGAUUUAUUAA
Messenger RNA from Neltuma alba, 1356 nucleotides. Its product is annotated as UDP-glucose flavonoid 3-O-glucosyltransferase 7-like. Gene Ontology annotation, molecular function: UDP-glucosyltransferase activity. Lineage: Eukaryota; Viridiplantae; Streptophyta; Magnoliopsida; Fabales; Fabaceae. The transcript is spliced from 3 exons. The coding region runs from base 1 to 1356 and encodes 451 amino acids. The record is from RefSeq and is a predicted model, not a curated record.